AUGGGGCUCCUCGACUCACAUUUGGAGCAAAUUGCGCUCUCGUCCGCUGCUAUUGCUGAACUACCUUUUCCUCCGCCCCGCAUCUUCACGAACGCGUUGCUGGGUUCCCACGAUAUUACCGCAUUAAUCCGCGACACGGAGGCGCAUGAACGCGCUCUUUUCCAGGUCGAUCCAUCUUCCAAGACCCAGGGAUCGCAGCGGCGAGCGAUCCGAAGGGGAACUACUUUCCCCGCAGAGUCCGAAUCCGAGUCCAUGGCCAGUCGAAUCUACUCGGUCCGAAAUAAUCGCAACCAGUCCGCAGUGGCCCGGGUGUUGGGCUCAGAUAUGAUGGAGGAAAUUAAGCGGUCAGCAGGCACUUCGACACGAGGUCCGCGAGGGGAGGUGAACAUUGAGGUUCUGCUUCGUGGAGCAGAGAUUCUAUGCAACGUGUACCCUGUAGCAGGUGCACAAGAAAAGAUUGCCAGCCUACGCUAUCGCCAUGAGAUUGUUGCUGAAUCCAUUGCUCGCCUAGAAGAUCGGGUGGCCACUAACGCAGCUAAGCUGGAGCAGAUGCGACAUGGUUACGAAGACGACGAAGAUGAAUAUGCCUCUCCGUCCCAACCGGACAUUCCUGAAGUUACUGACGCAGAGAUCGAACGGGAAUUGGCUGAAAUCAGAGAGCUGGAACGGAAGAAAAGGUCCUUGGAGGAAAGGGUCACGGGAAUGGAGCGGGACCUCGGCGGUCUGAUGGGCUGA
This is a messenger RNA of Penicillium macrosclerotiorum, 735 nucleotides long. RefSeq lists its product as uncharacterized. The record is from RefSeq and is a predicted model, not a curated record. NCBI's taxonomy places the organism in Eukaryota, Fungi, Ascomycota, Eurotiomycetes, Eurotiales, Aspergillaceae. Gene Ontology annotation, biological process: attachment of spindle microtubules to kinetochore. The transcript has 3 exons. Gene Ontology annotation, cellular component: DASH complex; spindle microtubule. Bases 1 to 735 code for a protein of 244 amino acids.